AAUUUUUGUCAGUCUUCAGAAAUCAGUGAACGUGAGUGGACGCGAGGUGAAGUGGAUUAUUCUAAAUUGACUCAGUCUCGCAGUUUAAAAAAAAAAAUUAAAAAUUUUAUGCCACUCGAUCAUUACUAUUAAAAUGGAAAUAAAAACGCAAAUGUUGUUACAAAAUAAAAGGCAUAUUCCUUGGCCAUGGUUUUAUUUGAUGAAAUCUAUGAAUCCAAUAAUUUGUGUUGGACCUGUUUAUAAAUUUUCUGUAUCCGUUGGCUGGCUUCAGCACACAUAUACACACAUUCUUCAAGAUGGCUGAUGAUGGAGAAAAUUUGAUGUUGGAAUGUAAUUUUAUUUGGAAAAAGGUGAGACACUACCCUUUUUCUUAAAGACACGGGAAUAUGAGUGAAACUUUUUGAAUGUCCCAUUUGAUUAUCUUAAAGAAGGAGAACCGUUUAUAGAAACGUCAUUAAAGACAAUGAUUAUUAUAAAAAAGAUACAAUUUUUAUCUUUAAACCUAUUAUCCUCAUGGAAGAAAUCGAUUUACAAGUAAAAAAACAAUGACCUCUUUAUGUGUCAGACCAGUUUUUGAAAUUUUCUGUAUCCAGUCGCACACACACAGGCACACCUAUGCUCACAUUCUUUUACUGCAAGAUAUAUGGCUGUCUCUCGUAUUGUAGAAAUACAUUCAUAUUGGAGUUCGGUUUACAAAUAAAAAGAUGAUUCUAUAAUGCAAGACUACAAGGCUAGGAUUAACAAAAUUACAACAAACAGGGGCUAUAACACAAUAGAAUGCAUAAUUCGAUUAUGGACAAUGGGGACACAAUAUAAAAUCGGCACAGCAAGGACUCGGUAUAUAUGAUUAUGAAUAUGACAACAAAAUACAAACAUUCCAAAGAUUACUAACGCUCGACUUGCUAGUCUUCACUAUUCUAAAUGUCGCAUCAUAAGUAUAAAAAUUGAGAGAUCAAUGUGUCAUUUGUAUAACUUUUACUUAGUAUUCAUUACGUAUACAUUCUAUAUAUACCGUUUUAUAUAUACCAAUAUCAAAGCAUGGCCUUGGUCGUGUUAGUAAAUUCUCUUUUCAGGUACAUUCCAAAAACCAAUCCAACAACCAUCAAACCAACUACAAACAUCGUCAACAACUAAUUAAUUUUUGUCCUUAUAUAAUUAGUAUUGUAAUAUAUUUACUUUUGCUGCACACCACCGCCACAACAAUUCAAUCUUUUACAUAAACCUUUUCAAAAUUUUAGCUCCUAAAUAUCAAACUGCAUACGCCUGUGAAGGUAAGAAAUUAACUAUAGAGUGUGAUCCAGGCGAUGUCAUAAAUCUUAUACGAGCUAAUUAUGGACGCUUUUCAAUAACAAUUUGCAAUGAUCAUGGAAAUAUGGAAUGGAGUGUCAACUGUAUGUUUCCUAAAAGUCUUACAGUUCUGAAUUCAAGAUGCGCACACAAGCAAAGUUGUGGAGUUUUGGCCACAACUAGCAUGUUUGGAGAUCCCUGUCCCGGUACGCACAAAUAUUUGGAAGCCCAUUAUCAAUGCAUUUCAGCAUCUCAAACAUCGACCACAACUAAUCGUCCCAGUCCACCGCCGUGGGUUCUUUCGAAUGCACCACCUAUUCUGCCGAAUGGUAGUUCAUCUAUUAUUAAUCCUGGACUAGUACAACCUCCUUUACCACCAGCACAACUACCGCCUAGAAUGCCUCCAAUGCCAGGAUUGCCGGUAUCUGCUGUACCCUCAUCUCCGGGCCCUCCUACAAUACAUACCACACUACCGGGUGGUAGACUUAAGGCAAAUAGCUCAAUAAAACCGCCAACAAGGCAUGACGGACUACCUCCACCGCCUCCGUUACAUCACCACCAUCACACGAAUGGUAACCAUCAUACUGCUGCGAAAACUGAUCAACAGAAAGACAUUCUUCCCAGAGAUCACCCUCACAAAGCGCCGACACAAGAGACUAAAACAGUAAAAAGUCAAAGCGGUGGAGUCAGCAAUACAACAACACCGCCCAACACGAGAAUUUUAACUGGUGUUGGAGGUACAGGGAGCGACGAUGGAACUCUGCUUACCACAAAAACUACCACCAGACAGCAACAGCUACCAAAUCCAUUGCCCUCUGGGACAACAACUGUUUCUUCCUUGGGCAAUAUCAAUUCCACCUUGGGUUCUGGCAUUAUCAAAUCGAUAAAUAACAUAAACUUAAAUACUGGAUUGGUUGGCGAAGACGAAACCAAUAUGUUUUGUGGCCCUACGCAUGCUAGAAAUUUAUUUUGGAACAUAACACGUGUUGGUGAUGUUAAUGUACAACCCUGUCCGGGUGGGGCAACAGGUAUUGCGAAAUGGCGAUGCGUGUUAAUGAAACGAAUGUCGCUAGACGAAGAUGAAGACAUACCAUCUUCAACACCAAACGCAUUGUGCAAUGGAACUACGUGUACAAGUUUUCGUUUGCGGAAUUUUGAACCUACAUGGCACCCUUUAACGCCCGAUUUGACGCAAUGUCGAAGUCUUUGGCUUAGCAAUUUAGAAGUUCGUGUUAGCCAACGCGAUUCAUCUUUGAUUUCAAUUGCAAAUGAUCUGUCUGAAGUGACUAGCAGCAAAACCCUUUACGGCGGGGAUAUGCUCGUGACCACCAAAAUAAUUCAGACAAUGUCGGAAAAAAUGUUCCAUGACAAAGAAACGUUUCCCGAUCAACGUUUGCGAGAAGCAAUGAUACUAGAAUUGUUACAAGGCGUUGUAAAGACUGGAUCCAAUCUUCUAGAUGAAUCGCAGUUAUCCUCUUGGCUGGAUCUAAAUCAGGAAGACCAAAUGAGGGUUGCGACUUCAUUGCUAACUGGUUUGGAAGAGAACGCAUUCCUAUUGGCUGACACUAUCAUACGCGAACGGAAUGUUGUGCAAAAGGUUAAAAAUAUAUUGCUCUCCGUAAGGGUUUUAGAAACAAAAAACAUGCAAUCCAAUGAAGUAUUCCCCGAUAAUGGACAAUGGCAAAUAAGUGACGAUAGAAUUGAAUUGCCCAAAGCUGCACUUAUAGAAAAUAGCGAUGGAGGUCUUGUUCGUAUAGUUUUUGCGGCCUUUGACCGUUUGGAAUCGAUAUUGAAACCUUCAUAUGACCACUUUGAUAUAAAGUCAGCGAGAAGCUACAUUCGGAGCACAGCAAUUUUAACAAACGAUACCGCCGACUCCUCCAAUUCUUCACCAUCACCGCAACGCAUACGAAUUUUGAAUAGCAAAGUUAUUUCAGCUAGUUUAGGCAAAGGACGACACAUCCAACUAUCGCAGCCCAUCAAAUUAACACUGAGGCAUUUAAAAACGGAAAACGUCACCAAUCCAACAUGUGUGUUUUGGAAUUACAUAGAUCACGCUUGGUCAGCCAAUGGUUGUGUUCUGGAAUCAACCAAUCGUACACACAGCAUCUGUAUGUGCAAUCACCUUACGAACUUUGCCAUUCUAAUGGAUGUAAUGGAUUCCCAUACCCAUUCACUUUUUACGAUGUUCGAUGGCAAUAUGCGUAUCUUGAUUUACGUUAGCAUAUCGAUCUGUUUGAUAUUUAUUGUGGUAGCCUUACUAACACUUAAAAUAUUUAAUGGAGUCUUUAUAAAGUCUGCACGUACUUCUAUUUAUCGCAGUAUUUACAUAUGCUUGCUUUUAGUCGAAAUUCUCUUUCUAAUUGGUAUUGAACAAACGGAAACGAGUAAAUUUUGUGGAUUUAUAACAGUAUUUUUACACUGUGCUAUUUUGUCGGCCAUUGCAUGGUUUUGUUUUGAAGCUUUUCAAUCUUAUACAACACUUACCACCGAUGAUAUUCUACUCGAAGUCGAUCAAAGUUCUAAAGUUAACUGUUAUUAUUUGCUAUCCUAUGGCCUGUCACUGACAAUCGUGGCAAUUUCAUUGGCCAUCAAUCCGAGCACUUACACUCAAAAUGAUUAUUGUGUUCUUAUGGAAACAAAUGUGCUAUUCUAUGCCACAUUUAUAAGUCCAGUGUCGCUAUUUCUUAUCGGUGCUUUGGGUUACACUUUCCUAUCAUGGGUAAUAAUGUGUCGUAAGGCGAGAACUACGUUGAAAAACAAGGAGCAUACAAGACUGGCUAAUGUUCGUUUUGAUAUACGUUGCUCUUUCAUAUUUCUAUUGUUGCUGUGUUCCGUGUGGCUUUCCGCCUAUUUCUAUCUGAGACGUUCGAAAAUGGAUGACCAAAUGGCUCAGCUUUAUGGUUAUCUUUUUGUAGGUUUCAAUACAAUGAUGGGAAUUUAUAUUUUUGUUUUCCACUGUAUACAAAAUGAAAAGAUUCGUCGUGAAUAUCGCAAAUAUGUCAGACAAAAUUCUUGGUUGCCAAAGUGCUUGCGUUGCAGCAAGACUUCAAUAUCAUCGGGUAUUGUCGGUGGCAGUGCUUGCGGUGGUAUGAAUUCUGCUGGCAACGCCGGUACUUUGACGAGUAAUGCCAAUGCUCUGGGGGUUUCAAGUACCGGAACUCAAAUGAAAAAAUCGAAAAUACCCAUUGGAGAUGCUAAUGAAAACGAGGACAUCGUAAACAUGGCGGCAGCAACGGAUGAUGCUAUAUUGGCAACGAGUGAUUGUGAAAUGAAUGACAGUAUUUCACGACGGCAGGGUUCAUCAGCAAGUGCCGGCAAUACUGCUACCUUACAAAGUGGUAUAAUCCAGGGUAAUCUGGUGUUACAACACUCAUCUAAAUCCAAUGAACCGAUCGCACCACCCAACCAUACAGUCCUAGAACGAAAUUCGAAUAUCAUUAUGGGAAUACCAGGUGCUUCUGGGACAUUGAGAUCAACUGGAGGGGGUGGAAUGCACACGCCUAGUGCUGGUCAUACUUCACCGACAUCAUCUGUAAGCUCAACACAUUUAAUUUUCGGACAAGGACAUAAACAACAGCAAUUGGCUGCCGGUAGCAUGAACGGUCCACAAACACAAGAGGCCUUUUAUCACCAACCAGACUACUAUGCUUGGCAGCAAAAGAACCUUAAGGGGGGUCAAGCGAGAGAUUAUCAUGGUGCCGGUGUAUCGCCUCAACAGCCGCAGCAACAAACACACGAAUUUUUCUAUUGGACCCAGAAACAUAAUCAAGGACAUGGCAAAAAGAAGCGUGGAAGCAAUACUGGUUCCGAUUCACCAAGUGGAUCCCUACAUUCACGUAAUACAGCGACAUCCCAACAAAUUCUGUUUUACCCAUCGUACAAGAAAACUACAAUGAAGCAACAGCAGGGGCAUGCUUUACAACAACAGCAUCCCUACUAUGCCGAAGCUAUAGAUCCAGGUGCGCCUCCAUACUACCAGCGACAACAGCAACAAAUGCAGCGUAGGCCAAUGCAUGCGCAGCAACAUCAGCUAUCAUCGGACGAUGAACAAAUGGAGCAUGCGGCACACGCACAUUUGUUACAACAGAUCAAUCGUCGUGGUCAAGGCCCUGGGGAAUUUUCUCUAACCCCAAUGACAAUGGGGCCACAACAACGUUACUAUAGAAAUAAGCAUUCCAACUGUGAUUUAAACCAACCUGACAAUUUCGAUAUGCAUCGUGUGGUCGGCGAUGGUAGUGGUGGGGGUGGGAUGGUAGACCCCAGUGCCGGCGAAACUUACUAUAAUCAAGGUUCGUUGUGCGGUGAUAAUGGUCCUGUAUACGAAGAAAUCUUAAGUAAUCGUACCUCCGAUGUACAACACUACAAUGUGGACGAUAUGUUGCCUCAGCACGAUUAUGAAGAUGAACGUGCCAUGCAGGCCUUAUACCAACGUCAACAGCAAAAAAAGUUAAUGAAUCGAUAUCCAACUCACAGUAGUAAUGGUGGUCGAAUGGCCACUAGUCAUGAUUACGUGGAUGAUUUCGAAGCGCCAGUUAGUGGCGAAAGUCCCUACAGCGAUCCAGAUGACGACGAUGAUGAUGAAGAUGAUCGUGACGAUGACUGCAGUGAUGACCAGUUGCCGCCUCAAAGCGAUGAACGUAUGAGAAGAUUAAUGGCCAUGCAAGAUGCCGACUUUCAAAGAAGAUUUCAACGUCAGUUGCGUAAAAAUGCACAAGCGAAUGAUGGAGCAUCCGGCCCCCCAGGCUACCAUGAAUAUCAUGAGUCUGUGCAGCCAUAUUUACAAUCCCAGCAAGUCCACCACCCACAGCAACAGCCAACACAACACCAACAGCCCAUAACGGUUUUUGGGGUAAGUAGCGGCUCCGGAGGUUCAAUACGUAGUUUUAAAAAAACUGCUCCCGCUUCCGGUAGUCGCUUAGCUGUCAAUGAGCUAUUCAAUCAUGGUCCACCACUGCCGCCUGCCAACCAGCAUUCUAUGCAGAAAAAUAAGCAUUUACAACAACAGCAGCAACAACAAAGUGCACAGUCUCAGCUUCCGCCAAAUCAUCAUCAGCAACAACAGCAAGUGUCUCCACAGUCGCUAAGUACACCAGUUGUCGGACGAAAUAUAUCUGCCAUGCUGGAUGAGAACAAUACUGUGAGGUGUUAUUUAGAGCCUUUAGAAAAGUAAUUGGUAUAUCACAAUCCCUCUUAAUGCAUUAUAUGGAAAGACAUUCUAAACGUGUUUAACAAUGUGUAUUUAUUGAAUAACAGUAGUUAAUGAAAACCAAAUCAAUCCUAAGACCCGGAAAUCCAAAUCCGCUGAAAAAUAAACAGUUUUUUGUUUUUUCAAAUUCUCUAAUGUGUAGUAAGCAAAGCAAAAACCGCGCAUUAUGUGUAAUUAAAACAAAACUAAUUUAUAGAAAUGUAAGAACCAAGAGUACAUUUAACAACACUCACCCAUACCUUUAAUAAACUCCCACUAAAAUUAUUGGUAAUUUUAAGUCGACGAACAUGAAACCUGCUAAAAACAAAUGCCAUUUUGUUGAUUGACUUUAGACGAUAUUUUUGUAUGCAAACACAUUUAUUUUUGAUGUACUUUUGUUUUGUAAUAGAAAAGCUUUUUUCCCCGUCAUUCCUUAAGCAAAAAGGGAUGAAUAUGCAGAUAAGGUAUAAAUCGGGAUUAUUUCAUAGAUUAUUUUAACUGCAAUAAGUUACAUUAACUUUAAACGUUUUUAGGUUUAACAAAUGUAAAGCUUAGACUAAGAAUAUUUUCUAUUAUAAUUAGUGGCUUUUUUAAUCUCUUUUCCUGUAUAGUCAUUCAGUCUGUUAAGCUUAAUAUGAUUUUGUAAAUUAUUUCACGAGUUUUCACAGUUGGUUAAUGAAUUCAGUAUCUUUUUCCUCAUUGUUUUUUCUUUUACACUCGGAUUUAUCCAAAUAUCUAAUUUACCCUUAGAUACUUUUUUAUUUUUUGUUUGUUUAUUAAAACCUAUAUAGUAACGAAUGUAAACAUUAUGUAAAUUUAUAACUUAUAUCUAAAAAUGAAGAAGUUUAAUAAAUGUGUAUAGUAUGAAAUUAAAAA
Messenger RNA from Musca domestica (house fly), 7351 nucleotides. It is a transcript of the gene Cirl, whose product is annotated as latrophilin Cirl. Gene Ontology annotation, biological process: adenylate cyclase-activating G protein-coupled receptor signaling pathway; cell surface receptor signaling pathway. Lineage: Eukaryota; Metazoa; Arthropoda; Insecta; Diptera; Muscidae. The coding region runs from base 1373 to 6460 and encodes 1695 amino acids. Gene Ontology annotation, cellular component: membrane. The transcript is spliced from 14 exons. Gene Ontology annotation, molecular function: carbohydrate binding; G protein-coupled receptor activity. The record is from RefSeq and is a predicted model, not a curated record.